Molecule: messenger RNA, 1239 nt
Organism: Durusdinium trenchii
Lineage: Eukaryota; Dinophyceae; Suessiales; Symbiodiniaceae
Source: the annotation of a GenBank genome assembly
AUGGUACAUGGGGAAGAACUUCCGGCAGCUCCGAGCUUGAAGGGUUCGGCUUCAACGAAGGUUUGGCUCAUUGAUUUGAGCGAGGCCGCGGCCGGGCGGAUUGCACACCUCGGGCAGGCGAAGAAGUGGCCCGAAGCGCUGCACGUGCUCAAGGGCCUCACAGAGGUCGACGUUGGCCUCUUGGGCGCUUUGCUCACGGCGCUCGAGCGGGGCAGCGCCUGGGCAGCUGCACUGCAGCUGCUGGACGACUGCGCCAGGCGCCGCUGGGCAUUGGACGGAUGGGCCUACGGCGCCGCCGCCGCGGCCUGCGAGCGCAAGCACCAGCGUCGCGCCUCGGAGCGGCUCCUGUCGCAGCUCUGGUCGAAGACGAAGACGGAAGCGGACGUGCUGCUGGCCUUCAAUGGCGCGCUGCGUGGCGCAGCUUCCACCCGUCGCGGCGACGCGCUGCUGGCGCGCUUCGUGGCGCAGAGUGGGUGCCCGGACAUUGUCUCCUACAACACCCUCAUGAGCUCCUGCGAGCGCGAGCAACAGUGGACGAAGGCUCUUUGGCACCUGGCGGUCCUGCGGCGCAGAGCUUUGCAGCCGACGGUCGUUACCUUUUCCACAGCGAUCAACGCAUGCGCCAAAGGAGCGCAGUGGCCUCGAGCCUUAGGCUUGAUGAUGGGCCUGCAAAGCCAGGAAAUACAGCCCAACGCUGUGACCAUCGCUUCGUGCAUGGAUGCCUGCACCCGCGGGCGCCAGUGGCUGCUGGCUUUUCACCUCAUGGAGAGGUCCAACGCCACCAACACUGCUGUGCUGCAUGUCUUUUUGCAUAGCAUGGCUGCUGGCAGUGCCUGGGAACAGGUCCUGCAGACAUUCGCCACCUUUGAAGGCUACAGGAACGCCGAGGCCUUUUGUGCGGUCUUGGUGGCGUGUGCUUCCUCGACUCAGUGGAGGCAUGCGCUGCAUCACUGGAAGGAGAUGGGAUGUGAAGUUUAUGUCGGCCGACCGGCUUGGCACGCGGUGCAAAGCUGUUUGGCCUCAGCUGCACGCUGGCAAGAGGCGCUUCAGUUGCUUUGGACAAUGCAGGUUCCACCCGAUGUAGUCAACCACCUCACAGUGGCACGCGCGUGCAUCCAAGGCGGCCAUCCAGAUGAAGUCUUUGGGCUGCUGCCACCUUUGAGAGGCCGGGCCUUGUUGACCUUGCUAUGCCGAGAAGGCCAAUGCGACCUGGAGCUGUCAACAACGUUGGAUGAUUAA